CAUGGUAAAACAUUACAGAGAAAACUCAAGGUAAGACACCUUCAGAUGAUUUCCUUUGGGGGAACUCUAGGCGUGGGUCUAUUCUUGAAUUCUGGCAAAGCGUUCACAAUCGCUGGCGGUUUGGGCACUUUACUUGCAUUUGCUAUUUGUGGUACUAUUGUGUUGGCAACGAUCGUUUCCUUCUGUGAAAUGGUCACUUUUGUAUCUGUAGUCGAUGGGGUCUCAGGCUUGAGUUCCCGGUUCGUAGACGACGCUUUUGGGUUCUGCGUUGGCUGGCUUUAUUUCUUCAGUUUUGCAUUUGGUUUGGCAGGCGAAGUCGUUGCAAGCGUCAUCAUGUUGGCAUACUACCCUUCUCUAAAUAUUCCCGAAAGUAAAGGUAAUUCGGCUGGGUUCGUUACCUUGUUUCUCGGAUUGGUUGUGCUAUGCAAUUUGGUGGAUAUCAGAGUUUUUGGUGAAAUCGAGUAUAUCUCCAGUUUGAUCAAAUUAGUCUGGGUUUUGGCCAUGAUUGUCAUUAUGAUCGUAAUGAAUCGUGGAGGUUUCGACAACGGCGUUAUUGGCUUUAAGUUUUGGCAGCAUGAUCGAUCCGAUUUUGCUAAUAACCUUAUAUUCGGUUUGUUCAGACCUACAUUUAAUUUGCACGAUAAUGGUAGCAGCUCUGAAAGCGCCGGUAUUGGAAGUGACAAGGGUCGUUUCUUAUCUCUUGUAGUUGCCUUGAUGAUUGUUUCAUAUGCCUAUAGUGGAACGGAAAUCGUUUGUAUAGCUGCGUGUGAAGCACAGAACCCCAGAAAGGCUCUUCCUUCUGCUACAAAGAGAGUGUUCUGGAGAAUUCUUAUCUUCUACUGUUUGUCAGCCUUUGCGGUUUCGUUGAACAUUUAUGCUGGAGACCCCAGAUUGUUGAGAUACUAUCUGGGCAGUACAGGAGUAUCUGCAAAUGAGUUCAGUACCAACUAUGCUAUUAAAUAUGUUGGUGGAGUAAAUUGUAUCAGCGAUUCUGUAGUUUAUGCUGGUGUUGGAAGCGGCGCUCAGAGUCCAUGGAUUGUAGCAUUGCAAUCUGCUGCUUUGUGCAGAUUUAGUAAUGUUGUCAAUGGCUUUUUGGUAUUUUUUGCUGUCAGCUGUGGCAAUGCUCAGUUGUAUGUCAGUUCUAGAACAGUUUAUUCUUUAGCAUUACAGAAGAAAGCUCCCAAACAAUUGACUUACUGCAAUCGGUUUGGAAUUCCGUAUGUGGCUGUUUUAUUUGCUGCUAGUUUCGGAUUACUUUCAUACAUCUGUGUCUCAGAGAGGGCUACUGUAGUUUUCAUGAAUCUCACCAGUAUUAUUGCCUCGUCUGGUAUAUUUGUGUGGUUUGCCAUGAGUUUGUCGUUUAUAAGAUUCUAUUACGGCUUGCGCAGACGUCCAGAUAUCAUCAGCAGAGACGACAAGAACUAUCCUUAUAGAUCGCCCUUUCAGCCAUACAGUGCUUUUGUUGGGCUCAUUGGAUCUGCGUUCAUUAUUCUCGGUAUGGGAUUCGUUGUGUUCUUACAAGAUGAAUGGGAUACUAUGUUCUUCUUUUCCAGCUACGGUACACUUAUAGUAUUUGCCGUGCUUUAUGUGGGCUAUAGAUUGGUGAGAGGUACCAGAAUUCCUACGUUGGAUACGUUGGACUUUGACUCUGGUAGAACAGAGCUUGAUAGAGUGAUCUGGGACAGAGGGCGUGAGUACGACGCUGGAAACUUCAAGGACCUCACGCAAAAGUGGAUGUCGUUUUUGGCAUAA
Molecule: messenger RNA, 1752 nt
Organism: Scheffersomyces stipitis CBS 6054
Lineage: Eukaryota; Fungi; Ascomycota; Pichiomycetes; Serinales; Debaryomycetaceae
Gene: SSY1
Product: Ssy1p
Exons: 1
Biological process (GO): amino acid transmembrane transport
Cellular component (GO): membrane
Molecular function (GO): amino acid transmembrane transporter activity
Source: RefSeq, a predicted model, not a curated record